This is a messenger RNA of Entamoeba invadens IP1, 720 nucleotides long. RefSeq names its product serine/threonine protein kinase HT1, putative. Gene Ontology annotation, biological process: protein phosphorylation. Gene Ontology annotation, molecular function: protein kinase activity; ATP binding. The transcript has a single exon. NCBI's taxonomy places the organism in Eukaryota, Evosea, Mastigamoebida, Endamoebidae. The coding region runs from base 1 to 720 and encodes 239 amino acids. The record is from RefSeq and is a predicted model, not a curated record.
AUGAAGGAUAUUGAAAAUAGCAAUGAAUUGGAUGACCAUGAAUUUGAGAAUGAAGUUGCAAUGUUAGACAAGUUCCGAAGUGAAUAUAUCGUAUAUUUCUUUGGUGCUGUUUUCGUAUCAAAUAAAGUGAGUUUAGUUACCGAAUUUGCCGAGUUUGGGUCUUUAAGAGAUUUGAUUGACCAUAAAAAGGCAAGUGAAAUUGAAACAAAACUUCGUAACAAAUUCAUGUUAGAUGCUUCAAAGGGGAUUUUAUAUUUACACAAAAAUGGAAUUCUACAUAGAGAUGUUAAGCCAGACAACAUCUUGAUAUACUCGUUAAAUUUUUCUGACAAUGUGAUUGCGAAAUUGACUGAUUUUGGGUCCUCGAGAAACUUUAACAUGAUGAUGACUAAUAUGACAUUCACAAAAGGUGUUGGAACACCAAGUUACAUGGCACCAGAAGUCUUGAAAAGAGAUAAAUAUAAGAAAGCUGCUGAUGUUUAUUCAUUUGCAUUGACAAUGUAUGAAUGCUUCGGGUGGUGCUUUGCAUAUGACAAUGACGACUUUACAUAUCCUUGGAAAAUAGCAGAUUUUGUAACUCGGGGACUACGACUGCCCAAGACAAGUGAUAUGUCGAAUGAGCAAUAUAACAUUUUGAGCCUCAGUUGGAAACAGUGUCCGAAUGAUCGAAUUGAAAUAGAAGAGGUUGUUAAUAUGUUGGAGAACAUAUUAAUUGAAUAA